CAAAAAAGCAUUCGCAAAUAAAGGUUCAAAUUCCCUCGCCGUAUCGGCUUCGAAGCCGUAAGGCAUGCUCCCGACCUCCUUCGCGACCUGAGAUUCCAAUCGUCGAAGCUCUCACAGCGACGAAUCGAACACGCACAGAUACAGAAAGAGAGAGUGAUAGAGAAAGCAGGGAGAGAGAAUGGGCUGCAGAAACAGAGAGUUUUUGGGGCAAGAAAGCGACGCCUUACUCUUCGCCACCAUGUGCAUCAUUGGCCUCCCAGUCGAUGUUCAUGUCAAGGACGGUGCGAUUUAUUCUGGAGUAUUCCACACCGCCUGUGUGGAGGACGACUACAGUAUUGUGUUGAAGGAAGCAAGGAUGACUAAGAAAGGGAAUUCCGACGCUAAUGUAGCAAGUGGGGAACUGAUAGAAACACUUGUGGUCCAAUCAGAGGAUCUCGUCCAAGUGGUUGCAAAGGGAAUUUUGCUUCCAGCGGAUGGCAUUACUUGCAGUGUUGCUGGCCAUGAUGGAAUGGAUAUUCCCAGCACUGUUCCUUCCCUAGAAUGUGCAGGCAGAGAGGAAAAAUUGAAACAAUCCAACAACAACAACAUGGACAGAAAGCAAACUAGUCGGACAAGGAGACAACCCCAAAUUGAGAAUGGAAUUGCUCAGGGGUUUACACAUACAACCAAGCGCAAUCCAGGCAAUUCUUUAUCAGUUGAGAAUGGGACGUCAGUUGGUGUACACUCUAUGAAGAUGGAUGUAGCUUCCAGUGCAGCAGUUAAUGGAAGAGAGGCUAGAGAUGGGAGGUCUCAAGAGAAACAGUUUCAUUAUCAACAGAAGUCUAACUUUCAAAAGGAAGAAAGUACACGUGAAGCUCAAGGCUCGGUUCCAAGCUUAGAUGCUUGCUCUGCUCAGUCAAUAGCUGUUGAAGAAAUUGAACGCGAUACAUCAUCCAAGCAGCUACAAAGUGGUGCACCAUCUGAACGUCCUGCUCCUGUUAUCAAACUGAAGGAUCAAGGGGGCACUGCAGAAUCCUGUGUCAAUUUAUCAAUUCCAAAUGGGAUGGCUCCUCCAAAAAGUUCAAGUUUGACUUCUAAGGAAUUUAAGCUCAACCCUGGGGCAAAGGUGUUUUGUCCAUCAUUUGCCAAUCAUAGAUCAGUGACUCCUCCAGCAGUGCCAGCAGUUGCUAAUGUGACUUACAUCCCAGACAACUUCCCUGUGGUGCCUAUUGCUAGUCCACAGCCAGAAGCAGACAUCAGUUCUUUUGUUCCUCGUUCAUCUCUGCCUGUUAAGUUUGUUCCCUAUGGUAACUUAAUGGCCGGAAAUGGUGACAGUGAUUCUCAAUAUCCUCAACCGGUUAUUGGACAUGUGGGGGACAGGACCCAGCUGGCGACUUAUGCUGGUCACCAUCAUCCUAUCCAAGCAGGGCCCACGUAUAUGCAUCCAAAUUUCCAAAAUGUUAUGGUUGGACGAUCGGGGCAGCUUGUUUAUAUGCAUCCUGUUUCUCAUCACGUGAAUCAGGGUGUGUCAGCUUUCUCUCAAGUAUCUACACGCCCUUUGCUGACUUCACACCAGGGCCAUCUUCCCAAGCACCAAGGGACUCCAGCACCUCAAGCAUUGCAGUUGUGUGUGACCCCAUCCUUUAUAGCUGGUGGACAGCAGCAAUUUACAGUCCAAAACCACUUCCCUCUUCCGCAGCCGCCGGUGCCAGUUAUUCGUCAUAUCCCGGUCCCAGGAUCUAACGGUAUAUUCGGCACAAAGUUUCCAUAGGCAUGUUCUCUUUUAUGACCACCUCACAAAGAAAUUUUUUUUCUUGCUACCAAAAUUUUGACUGUCGCUCAUUUGAUCGAAGAACUAUCAAUGAGUAUAUAUUUUGUGUCUCAGUAGAGGUUAGAGAAAGGGGGGGGGGGGGGGGGGGGGAGAGAGAGAGAUUAGUGUAAAGUUCUAAUGGUAUUCGAAAUUAUUGGGAAAUUCUUUCUGUAAAAUGGGAGUCCUAGACGGACUUGGGUUUUAACAAUCAUGUUGAAGGGAAGAGCGCAAGUUCUUGGGGCUCGAGGAAGUUUUUUUUUUGUUUUGUUUUGUUUUGGUUUUGAAUUGUAUGGUAAAAAUAAGAUCAUGUUACAUUGGAAACUUUGGGCACCAUUUAGUAGAGAAAUAGAGUGUUGUGAUUUGCAGUGUACAAAAGAUUCAGUUUUAUGGUAGAAAUUAUCAUUUCAACGCUGUAACACUCUUGAGGAGGAAUAUGUUCUUUUGUUUUUUGAAAUGUUUAAUUGGUUAAACAUGACAUUGAGACUUGCUUACU
This is a messenger RNA of Diospyros lotus (date-plum), 2282 nucleotides long. RefSeq lists its product as uncharacterized. The transcript has 14 exons. Gene Ontology annotation, cellular component: cytoplasmic stress granule. Lineage: Eukaryota; Viridiplantae; Streptophyta; Magnoliopsida; Ericales; Ebenaceae. Gene Ontology annotation, biological process: cytoplasmic stress granule assembly. The record is from RefSeq and is a predicted model, not a curated record. Gene Ontology annotation, molecular function: RNA binding. Bases 179 to 1750 code for a protein of 523 amino acids.